This is a messenger RNA of Exophiala oligosperma, 2656 nucleotides long. Its product is annotated as protein Ras-2. Gene Ontology annotation, biological process: signal transduction. Gene Ontology annotation, cellular component: plasma membrane. The record is from RefSeq and is a predicted model, not a curated record. The transcript is spliced from 2 exons. The coding region runs from base 919 to 1644 and encodes 241 amino acids. NCBI's taxonomy places the organism in Eukaryota, Fungi, Ascomycota, Eurotiomycetes, Chaetothyriales, Herpotrichiellaceae. Gene Ontology annotation, molecular function: GDP binding; GTP binding; GTPase activity.
CUAUUGCCCUCCGUACAUACUUGUAUCGUACUUGUACCUACUACAAAUCGACCGCUUUCUUCGGCGCCCCACAGCAGCCACUCGACCUUGCCAUUAUUGCCAUUUGCCUUCUUCAAAAUAUUCCCUGGCCUCGACGAUCUUCGAUCAAUAAAACACCGACUCUCCCGUCAUCUUGACCUUGUAUCCUUGCCCAGAAUUCGACCCCCAAGAAUCCAGACGCUCCUAUUCCUCCCUGGUCCUUCUAUCAAACACCGCCACUGGUUCCGAGCCGCAGGCCGAUCAUACUUCAUACCCGCAAAUCCGCCUAUUUCACGAACCAACAGAAGCUCCGAUUGCGCGUCUCAAGUUGCUCUGGUCGCCUUGGUCGCCUCUCUGUGUAAGAAUUGUCUCUGAGCGUUGAUUGACCAUCUGGGACUGCCUGAACAUUCUGUCCGCAUUGCCCCGGUGGACACACGGUCUUCUCCAACGCUGAACUCUUUCCCUGCCGAUCGCUUCCCGAAGCACGGAUCCUCGCAAUUAGCCGCACUUGACAACGAAGGACACAAUCGAACAUCCGGCUACUGAAACCCUUGUGCCCAUAAUCUUUCGGGCACUUGAAGAGAGGGAGUUUGGAACACAGGGAGACACGAUUUUUGUGAUUCUAGUUCUCCUGCUCAAGUAAAGUCAAGGAUCCAGAAUCUAGUACAGUUCCUCUCCAGAACCCGCGUUCUUUGGAGGUCUAGGCCUCAGCACCCACUCUUUCGCCGAUAGAUCUCACCUUCGACCUUGAUCGACUUAUCCGCAACUGCGCCUGAUCAGCAAGUCGUAUGCACACGGAACUCCUGAAAGUUAUUGAACAGGCCUGUAAAACAUCUCUCAGUACACAGAAUCGCAGAUACCGUGGACGCUUUUGAAGUCAACCCCGGAAACCCUAAAAACAUGGCGGGGAAAAUGACUCUGUAUAAGCUGGUGGUGCUUGGAGACGGCGGCGUGGGAAAGACUGCUCUCACCAUCCAGUUAUGCCUCAACCACUUCGUCGAGACCUACGAUCCUACUAUCGAAGAUUCAUACAGAAAGCAGGUCGUGAUAGACCAGCAAGCGUGCAUGCUUGAAGUUCUGGACACGGCAGGGCAGGAAGAGUAUACUGCCCUCCGCGAUCAGUGGAUUAGAGACGGCGAAGGAUUUAUAUUGGUGUACAGCAUCACUUCAAGAAAUUCGUUCAACAGAAUACAAAAAUUCCACUCGCAAGUACAAAGGGUCAAAGAGUCGGGCCAUCCAAACUCGCCUACGGGAGCGAGUUAUCUACCGACUCAAAUGAAUGCACCCACCUACACUGGUCCCGUUCCCAUCAUGCUGAUUGGCAACAAAAGUGAUAAACACCACGAACGGGAAGUUUCUUCGCAAGAAGGCCAAGCUCUCGCAAAAGAAUUGGGUUGUGACUUUGUGGAAGCCUCUGCUAAAAAUUGCAUCAAUGUUGAAAAGGCUUUUUACGAUGUUGUACGACAGUUGAGACGUCAACGACAGUCACCGAUGAAGCAGAUUGACCGCAAAGGUACCAACUAUGGACCUUCUCCUGCGAUCCGCAACAACCUUGACGCCGAGCACCCACGAAUUUAUCGUGAACAUGGGAGAAAGCGAGGAGCAAACAAGUGUGUGAUAUUAUGAUUACGACUCGACCAGUUUGAACCUAUAAAGCACUGGUUUCACGAUGACUUAUGACCAGGUGAUGUUUAGCGAUAGCGACAUGUUUUACUUUCUAACUCGGUGUUCUGCACCGACUAUUUGAGCGAUCAACGUUUGCCACGAGAGAAUCACGAGCAACACUUAUCGACCAUGCACAAACAGAUGCGACAUCCAACACAGCUCGCAUUCUCUCCAUUUGGAGCCAAGAAAUGUCUGCCCCGAGUUUGGAGCGUCGGCUUUUCGUUUGACGCACGUGAACGAGCAUUCUCUAUGGUGUCAGGAACAUGCUUCGCUCUAGGGCAGAUUGACGAAGCCGCCGUUCUAACCUUUGUUGUGCCAGCGUACGAAACCGACGUAGUCAGCGAGUGCGAGGCAUAACAUGAAAUUUCAAUAAGUUAUGCAAGCGACCGUGUUGUCUCGGCAAUGAUGAGCAUAGCAUCAAUGCAGCAGACGAGCUCAGUAUGAGGGCAUUGUUAAGAAGCACCCCAUGUGGUGUAGGCGAGGUUUUUGGGAGGACGGGAUGGCUAUGGCUAGUGCUUCAGUCACGCCCCCGAGCAGAAGCUCUACUCGUCCAUGGCAAGGCACGCAUCGAGCAAUUCGCGUAUUGAGAUUCAAUAUGGAACUCGGGAGGAGGGUAUGGUGGAAUCCCGGUUGAACCUGGGGAAUAUGGAGCUCAAGUUAUCUCGUUUUCUGGGAGUGAGCACUGCGAAAAGUACCUAGUCUUCUGGUCGGAGGCUGGGGAUGUCGAGGGUCAAUUAGCUAGCUAUCAAAGCCCAAGCAGGGGCGGGACAUUGAAGAAAGAUAGCUUCGGUCGUCGGUCCGACUGGAGAAGAAAAGCUGCAUACCUAGCCUCUUUUGAGAAAUCAACUAGCGGUGUCCCGGAUACCAUAGGUACACUUACGGAGCGAUGCACAGUUUCGCGCGUAAGGUAUUUUCCUGAGGUAGGUAGUUUCUAGUGUUGGUCAAUUGCACCGAACCACAACCACAAUUCCAC